Molecule: messenger RNA, 3330 nt
Organism: Endocarpon pusillum Z07020
Lineage: Eukaryota; Fungi; Ascomycota; Eurotiomycetes; Verrucariales; Verrucariaceae
Exons: 2
Coding region: 1-3330 (1109 amino acids)
Biological process (GO): glycine decarboxylation via glycine cleavage system
Cellular component (GO): glycine cleavage complex; mitochondrion
Molecular function (GO): pyridoxal phosphate binding; glycine dehydrogenase (decarboxylating) activity; glycine binding
Source: RefSeq, a predicted model, not a curated record
AUGGCCUGUUGCAGGCGUAUCAUUGCCCCCGUCCUACAAGCCGCCAGCACCCCUGGUACACGAAUUAACUCGCAUACGCCUGGUCAACGAUGUCUUUGGGCAUUUCAUGUGCAGCGCAGAUGGGCUCAUGAACCUACUGUUAGCUUACAGGAAUUUCUGGACCCGUUGAACACAUUUUAUCAACGCCAUGUCGGACCUUCCGAAGAUGAUGCGACGAAUAUGCUCCAGUCCCUUGAUCCUCCAGCGGGGUCGCUUGAUGAUUUCAUUUCGCAAACUAUUCCUCAAGAUAUUAGGCUCAGGCAGCCUCUAUCGUUGCCAAUAUACAAGAUAAACGCUUAUGAUGGGAAGACGGGUGGUGUCGCCGAGAGUGAGGUAGUUCAGCAGACCCUAGCCCGUCUCGGGCAGAAUAAGCAAAUCAGGUCAUACAUUGGAGCGGGCUACUAUGGAACCUUUCUACCGGAGGUCAUCAAGCGGAACGUUCUUGAGAGCCCUGCAUGGUACACAAGUUACACACCAUAUCAAGCUGAAGUCAGCCAGGGACGAUUGGAAUCUCUGCUGAAUUUCCAAACCAUGGUCACUGACCUGACAGCAUUGCCGAUUGCAAACGCGUCAGUGCUGGAUGAAGCUACUGCGGCAGCAGAAGCCAUGACGCUCUCAAUGAACGCUUUACCUACGGCCAGGCAGAAACGUGGAGGUAAAACCUUUGUCGUAUCUCAUCUCUGCCACCCGCAAACAAUUGCCGUGCUUGAAUCACGAUCUGAAGGAUUUGGCAUCAAGAUUCGAGUUGGUGACGUCUUUUCCGAGGACCAUAAACUGGUCAGAGAUCAAGGAGAUGACCUAAUUGGAGUCCUAGCUCAAUACCCGGAUACCGAGGGAGGCGUGCACCCACUGCAGAGCUUGGUAGAAGCUACUCAUAACCUUGGAGCAACGCUUAGUGUUGCAACAGACUUGCUUGCUCUGACGGUUCUGAAACCUCCUGGCGAAUUUGGAGCCGACAUUGCCUUUGGGAGUGCUCAGCGAUUUGGCGUUCCUAUGGGCUAUGGUGGACCGCAUGCUGCAUUCUUCGCCUGCAGCGACAAAUUCAAGCGCAAAAUUCCAGGCCGGCUCGUUGGUGUCUCCAAAGAUCGAUUAGGAAAUCGAGCGCUUCGUCUGGCGCUACAGACUCGAGAGCAACACAUCCGAAGAGAAAAGGCUACGAGCAAUAUUUGUACCGCCCAAGCCCUACUUGCUAACAUGAGCGCGUUCUACGCAGUCUACCAUGGUCCACAUGGUCUCAGGGCCAUUGCCGAGAAAAUCAGGACCAACACACGAUUUGUUCAGAACCACAUGGAGAAGAAUGGCUGGGAAGUCCUUACUAAAGGUACGAGGGAGGAUGGUGCUGUACUCUUCGAUACAAUAGUGGUCAAAGGAACCAAGGAGCAGGUGGCCUGGGCAACCAAGAAUCAGGGUGAGGAUAGCGUAAACCUUCGUAUAUUUACUCCCACAAAGCUUGGAAUAUCGUUAGAUGAGACAGUGAUAUCCCGGAAAGACAUUCGUGCCAUCUGUCGGUUGUUUGGCGGGCCCUCGAAAAAGGCAGAGCACCCCUUAGAUCACAAAAGCUGGGUGCGCUCGAAGCUCGAUGAUACGGAAGGCUGUUCAGUCAAAGACCGAACACUGCCAUGCAAUGUCAAAAGGACAUCGUCAUAUCUGACGCAUCCCGUGUUCAACACUUAUCGUUCCGAGACGGAGAUGUUGCGUUACAUCCACCACUUGCAAUCCAAGGAUUUGUCCUUAGUACACUCUAUGAUCCCACUCGGCUCUUGCACAAUGAAGCUGAAUGGCACUGCGGAGAUGCUGGCACUGUCGCGGGACGAAGCAUCUACAAUGCACCCUUUUGCACCCGUUCAGCAGACUUCUGGUUACCGAUCCAUUAUUUUGGGUCUCUCUCAGCAGCUCAGCAAGAUCACUGGCAUGGAAGCUGUCAGUUUACAGCCCAACUCUGGUGCCCAAGGCGAGUUCACAGGCCUUCGGGUGAUUAAAAAAUACCUAGACGCUCUAAAUGAUGGCAAGACAAGGACAAUCUGCCUGAUCCCUGUCUCUGCUCAUGGAACAAACCCUGCCAGUGCUGCCAUGGCAGGAAUGAAAGUGGUCCCCUUGAAAUGUGAUGCCAAAACUGGCAAUCUGGACAUUGAGGAUUUGAAAGACAAGUGUGGGCAACACAAGGAUGAACUCGCUGCUAUCAUGAUCACCUAUCCAUCUACCUUUGGAGUGUUUGAACCGGAAAUCAAGAAAGUCUGCUCUAUCAUUCAUGAGCAUGGAGGUCAAGUCUACAUGGACGGCGCCAACUUAAAUGCGCAAAUGGGCCUCUGCAAUCCGGGAGACAUAGGUGCAGAUGUGUGCCACCUUAACCUCCACAAGACCUUUUGUAUUCCUCACGGUGGGGGAGGGCCUGGGGUAGGACCUAUUGCAGUGAAGUCGCACCUAGCCAAGCAUCUCCCCUCUCAUCCAUUCGUGGAUCCACACGCAACCUCACUUGGCGAGUACUACGAAAACGAUUCCCCACGCAAGGACCAGGGCCUCUUUCUGCCGAGCUACAACGACGAACCAUCUGUCCUUAAUGAAGCUGGGCGAGCCAAGGCCAAAGAGCGCGACCCUGCACGUGCUUUGGCAAUCUCUCCAGUCAGCGCAACCCCUUGGGGCUCUGCAUCUAUCCUUCCCAUCAGCUACACCUACAACCACCUGAUGGGUAGCCGGGGCCUCACCAAAGCCACCAAAAUUACGCUCCUUAAUGCUAAUUAUAUCAUGUCACGCCUGAAAGCGCACUAUCCGAUCCUCUACACGAACGCUCAAGGCCGCUGCGCCCACGAAUUUAUCCUUGAUGCGCGUAGAUUCAAGGAUUCCGCCGGCAUCGAAGCAAUCGACAUCGCCAAACGCCUCCAAGACUAUGGAUUCCACGCUCCAACAAUGAGUUGGCCAGUUACAGGCACAUUGAUGAUCGAGCCAACCGAGUCGGAGUCGAAAGCCGAGCUCGACCGUUUCUGCGAUGCAUUGAUCAACAUUCGUAAAGAGAUCGAAGCCGUUGAAAAUGGUGAGAAACCACGCGAGGGAAAUGUGUUGAAGAUGGCGCCCCACAACCAAGCAGACUUGAUGAGAAGUGAGUGGGACCGGUGCUACACGAGAGAGGAGGCGGCCUAUCCCUUGCCGUGGUUGAGGGAGAAGAAGUUUUGGCCGAGUGUGUGUAGGGUGGACGACGCUUAUGGCGAUACGAACCUUUUCUGCACUUGCACUCCGGUCGAGGGCAUGGAUGAUGCCUCCGAUAUCAACAAAGCGGAGUUCGGUACCGCAACCUAA